UUUUUCACCUGGAUUCGUGAUUUUACCAUGCGAAGGAAUACAGUAAAAUGCUCUGUCUAAAACUCAGGGAGAAGCGAGAAAUGGAAAACGAAAAUCAUGCAAUAGCUCCAACGCCACAGUGGAGCUGUAACAGGUCGAAGCCCUCCCCAAGGAAAGCCCAAGAUGGCCGAGCCCGGCACCCAGAGAAGCUACAGGAGACCGGUCCCCGCGCCCUAAGCCCGCACGGGGGACAUGAAGUGCCGAGCCACGCCCCCUUACAUCACCGACAUACGUAAUCUCGCUCUCCCGAAAACGUGCCGCAGGGAGCAGGCCCCGCCCCACGGAGAGAGGGGCGGUCCGCCCUGGACGUGAAGCACGCCGGGACGCCUCUCGAGCCUCCCGGCAGCCUCUGCGACGGGCGUGGUGCGUAAGGAGCUGACCAGCGGUGGCCGUUCUCCGUAAGAUGGCGGACCGGCGUCGGCAGCGCGCUUCCCAGGACACUGAGGACGAAGAAUCCGGUGCUUCGGGUUCCGACAGCGGCUCUCCGGCGCGGGGCGGCGGCAGCUGCAGCGGGAGCGCCGGGGGCGGCGGUAGUGGCUCGCUGCCUUCUCAGCGCGGCGGCCGCGGCGGGGGCCUUCACCUGCGGCGGGUGGAGAGCGGGGGCGUCAAGAGCGCCGAGGAGUCGGAGUGUGAGAGUGAAGAUGGCAUGGAAGGCGAUGCUGUUCUUUCCGAUUAUGAAAGUGCAGAAGAUUCAGAAGGUGAAGAAGGAGAAUACAGUGAAGAGGAAAACUCCAAAGUGGAGUUGAAAUCCGAGGCUAAUGAUGCUGCUGAUUCCUCAGCAAAAGAGAAGGGAGAAGAAAAGCCUGAUACUAAAGGCACUGUGACCGGAGAGAGGCAAAGUGGGGAUGGACAGGAGAGCACAGAGCCUGUCGAGAACAAAGUGGGUAAAAAAGGCCCUAAGCAUUUGGAUGAUGAUGAGGAUCGGAAAAAUCCAGCAUAUAUACCCAGGAAAGGGCUCUUCUUCGAGCAUGAUCUUCGAGGACAGACUCAGGAAGAGGAAGUUCGACCCAAAGGACGUCAGCGAAAGCUGUGGAAGGAUGAGGGUCGCUGGGAGCAUGAUAAGUUCCGUGAAGAUGAACAGGCCCCAAAGUCCCGACAGGAGCUCAUUGCUCUUUAUGGCUAUGAUAUUCGAUCCGCUCACAAUCCCGAUGACAUCAAACCCCGAAGAAUCCGGAAACCUCGAUUUGGAAGUCCUCCACAAAGAGAUCCAAACUGGAUUGGUGAUCGAUCAAACAAGUCCCAUCGCCACCAGGGUCCUGGGGGCACCCUACCACCAAGGACAUUUAUUAACAGGAAUGCAGCAGGUACUGGCCGCAUGUCUGCAUCCAGGAAUUAUUCUCGAUCUGGGGGCUUCAAGGAAGGUCGUACUGGUUUUAGGCCUGUGGAGGUUGGUGGGCAGCAUGGUGGCCGGUCUGGUGAAACUCAUAAGCAUGAAGCUAAUUACCGGUCACGGCGUCUGGAGCAGACUCCUAUGAGGGAUCCAUCUCCAGAACCAGAUGCUCCAUUGCUUGGCAGUCCCGAGAAAGAAGAGGCGGCCUCAGAGACACCAGCUACUGUUCCUGACACUGUACCACCAGCUCCUGACAGGCCCAUUGAGAAGAAAUCCUAUUCCCGGGCAAGAAGGACCCGGACCAAAGUUGGGGAUGCAGUCAAAGCUGCUGAGGAGGUUCCUCCUCCAUCUGAAGGGCUUACUUCAGCAGCCACAAUCCCAGAAACAACUCCACCUCCAGCUGCUAAGACUGGGAACUGGGAGGCUCCAGUAGUAGAUUCUACCACAGGUGGACUGGAGCAAGAUGUGGCACAGCUCAAUAUAGCAGAACAGAACUGGAGUCCAGGACAGCCUUCGUUUCUCCAGCCACGGGAGCUUCGAGGUAUGCCCAACCACAUCCAUAUGGGAGCAGGACCUCCACCUCAAUUUAACCGGAUUGAAGAAAUGGGUGUCCAGGGUGGUCGAGCUAAACGUUACUCAUCCCAGCGGCAGAGACCUGUGCCAGAGCCCCCUGCUCCUCCUGUGCAUAUCAGUAUCAUGGAGGGACAUUACUAUGAUCCAUUGCAGUUCCAGGGACCAAUCUAUACCCAUGGUGACAGCCCUGCCCCACUGCCUCCCCAGGGCAUGAUUGUACAACCAGAAAUGCACCUUCCUCACCCAGGUUUACAUCCCCAUCAGUCACCAGCACCUCUGCCCAAUCCGGGUCUCUACCCACCACCAGUGUCCAUGUCUCCAGGACAACCACCACCCCAGCAGUUGCUUGCUCCUACUUACUUUUCUGCUCCAGGUGUCAUGAAUUUUGGUAACCCCAGUUACCCUUAUGCUCCAGGAGCAUUACCUCCUCCACCUCCUCAUCUGUAUCCUAACACACAGGCUCCAUCGCAGGUGUAUGGAGGAGUGACCUACUAUAACCCUGCCCAGCAGCAGGUGCAGCCAAAACCCUCCCCACCCCGGAGGACUCCCCAGCCAGUCUCCAUCAAGCCCCCUCCACCUGAGGUUGUAAGCAGGGGUUCCAGUUAAUACUGAGUUUGCAAAUAUUUUAAGUGUAACAUCAUGUGAAAAACAGGAAAGGUGAAAACUUGGGGGAGAUGAGAAAUGUGGGGUGACCCUGCCAGCCGAGCACGAGAGGCCCUCUUCCUCUGAGGACAGGCCUGCUAGAGAGAGAAGAAACCUCCACUCUUCACUUGAGCUGCCUGGACUCAUAGGAGCAGAGACUGGACAGCCCAGGCUUCAGAGUCAAGAUUCCUGCAGAGUCAGAAGCCUGCAUCUCACUGUUGUUUACUUUCUCCCCGGAAAUUCAAGUGUCUUCUGCUCCCAGGGAAGUUCCUUCCUGCUUAUUUGUUUGAAUGUUCAUUUUUAAAGCCUGACUUACC
Molecule: messenger RNA, 2901 nt
Organism: Peromyscus eremicus (cactus mouse)
Lineage: Eukaryota; Metazoa; Chordata; Mammalia; Rodentia; Cricetidae
Gene: Casc3
Product: CASC3 exon junction complex subunit
Exons: 14
Coding region: 443-2548 (701 amino acids)
Biological process (GO): mRNA processing
Cellular component (GO): exon-exon junction complex
Molecular function (GO): mRNA binding
Source: RefSeq, a predicted model, not a curated record